Messenger RNA from Exaiptasia diaphana, 1186 nucleotides. Its product is annotated as tudor domain-containing protein 5-like. The record is from RefSeq and is a predicted model, not a curated record. NCBI's taxonomy places the organism in Eukaryota, Metazoa, Cnidaria, Anthozoa, Actiniaria, Aiptasiidae. The coding region runs from base 86 to 1186 and encodes 366 amino acids. The transcript has 5 exons.
UUCUAGCUUUUAACUUUUAUCUUUUCAAUUUUUAUUAUUAAUCCGCUCGAUGCAAGUAGURRAGAGACAUGUAAAUGGGUAAAACAUGUCCGACAAGGAGAAGAAAGCGAUUUCUUUGCAGCAAGCAACRCGCCAUGUUCGCGCUUUGCUCAUUUCAGCACCAAAUGGACUGAAUAUUGUCGAGAUUCAAAAUGACUAUUUGAAUAUUAUUGGAAAGCCUUUUCCAUAUAGAGAACUGGGUUUUAAGGAACCUAUAGRGCUUAUCAAGGCAAUGCCUGAUGUCGUUCAGCCAACGUUUAUUCGGGGAGAGUUAAUUCUGAGAGGUAUAGCCGACCAGACAAGUGAACACAUWGCAAGACUAGUUGCCAAGCAAAGAAAGACAKCAAAAAGAAGAGCUACUCACGUCAUUCGGAAAACACCAUUACAAACUCCKAGUGUACCUCCRUACMUCCGAGGCAAGAUCCAAGAAUUACUGACAUUUUACCCSAAUGGCAUGCUGGGAUCUAGUUUCCUUAUGGCAUUUUCCAGACAUUUYAAURUGGACCUUGAUUUUAAAAGACUAGGGUUUUCAUURCUCCAAGACUUACUUAAAAGUAURCCAGAUAUUGUAAAAGUUGAAAAUAUUAAACUUGGUGGCUACAGARUUUAUGGGACAUACAGCUCACAGCCAAACAAGAGCACAUUAUCAUGCGAUAUAAAACCUAAAAAAGAACUAUCUUGCAGUAGCAGUACAAAAAARMCACUUUUACCCACUCCUAAAUCAAAUACCAAUGAACUGAACUUACAAAAUCAUGUCAAAAAGAUACUUGACUCUCAAUCUAGUGUAAGUCAACAACUGAAAAAUGAAAUAGCACAGGUACUAUCAAAAAGACCAAAUGGUGUAUGGGCAGCUCGUCUWCCAAUUGAAUAUAAGAAAUAUUUUAGCAAAGAGUUAAAAAUGAAAGACCAUGGCUUCACAACUAUAGUAGAAUUGGCCGAUGCAAUGUCAGAUAUUGUUAGAAUAGAAAGACCAACUAAGACUGGUGACUGGCUCUUACAUGGUUUACAGAAGUUCAUUCAACCUGAAAGUAAGCAAUGUUUACCUGUAGGUGAUGUGCAAGGAGGCAAGAGAGAGAGAAAUAGAGAAAUAGUGUGUGAGCAUUUUAUCAGGUGUACAAAAUUACGAUUUUGUUUUACAGCCAAUUAG